This is a messenger RNA of Rhizopus microsporus ATCC 52813, 762 nucleotides long. RefSeq lists its product as uncharacterized. Bases 1 to 762 code for a protein of 253 amino acids. NCBI's taxonomy places the organism in Eukaryota, Fungi, Mucoromycota, Mucoromycetes, Mucorales, Rhizopodaceae. The record is from RefSeq and is a predicted model, not a curated record. The transcript has 3 exons.
AUGCGUUCUGCUACUUUUGUUGCUCUUACUGCUGCUGCUGCUACCGUUGUUUCAGCUCAAAGCUGUAACCCAACUUACAACACACCUUCUGCUGGUGAAUGUUUUGCUAAAUGUAACGAGGUAAAAUUUAAUUGUUUUCCCUCCAUGAACACAAAGAGUGCUGGUAAAACGUUUUUUAGCGACUGGACUAAUGAUCCUGCUUCCCCUAAUUUCCUCAAGUCGCUUUCUUUAAUGUGUAGCAAGGGCACUGCAGAAUACAUGGCGUUCAUGACAAAGGCGGGCAUGUGUAUGGUGUCCUGCUCAAAUCCUGACUUGUUCAAUCAAGAGUUCGCUAGUGCAUGCGCUUGGUGGGCACAGCACAAGAACGAUUCCUGUGGUUCAAGCAAUGGCUCCGGCCAAACUACUACCUCGCAAGCUGCUGCUACCACCACUACUACCUCACAGCCUGCUCCUACUACCCAGUCAGCUGCUUCUUCGCAGACUGCUGCUGCCUCAAGCGUUCCUAAUCAAAGUACAUCGGCUCAAGCUGAAUCUUCUUCUACACCUGCUCCAUCAAGUAGUCCUUCUUCCUCUGGUGUUGCUUCUAUUGGACCAAAUGCCCAAUCAAACGCAACUGCUCCUGCAUCUAAAGAACCUGCUGCUUCUUCCCAAUCAAGCGCAUCAGUAGCUUCUAAUCAUCCUGCUAGUGCUGCCAGCAACUUGCAGGUUGGCGGCAUGGUUACUGCUGCUGCCACUGCCGUUGUUGUUUACUUGCUUGUUUAA